Xylona heveae TC161 is the source of this 816-nucleotide messenger RNA. RefSeq lists its product as hypothetical. The transcript is spliced from 2 exons. The coding region runs from base 1 to 816 and encodes 271 amino acids. NCBI's taxonomy places the organism in Eukaryota, Fungi, Ascomycota, Xylonomycetes, Xylonales, Xylonaceae. The record is from RefSeq and is a predicted model, not a curated record.
AUGGCCUCAGUUUGGGGUACAGAAUCCUCGGAUCAGACUGGGAGUAUUUUCAGUCCCGACGGUUUAGCAGUCCGUAAAGGAAAUCCGAUACCAGGCAGCCAGGCCUCUACGGCGCAAGUGUUACCGUUGACGGACAAUCAGCGCCAUGGUUACGUGCCGGGCCGUGGUCAAACUCCUUCGAAUAGGAAGGGUCUCUCGGAUCGUAACUCAAGUUUGAGAAAGGCUCCUCCAGCGAUAACAUCUCCAGCUCCCAGCGGACCUGCUACCUCUAAUCCACCACACUCACUGGUGUCCAUGCCCAGUGAAGUAUUCAAAGCUGGUCGGAAUAUCUUGAAUCCACCUUCCUUGACUAGAUCCCUUGCGGAUGAGUUCGCUACCCCUGAACCACUUACAAGCUACAGGGAGGCAUACUCUAAAAGGUAUCAAAGCAACCGAGAUGCAUCUGGUCGGCCAUAUCAACUCCUGGAGUUGCCAGCUCCAGAAAUUAUGGCUUUGCAAAAUCGGGCGCUGCCAAAUUUGCCUUUUCACCUUCUCGUCCAAGAGCAAGAUGAGAUUUUAUCCAAAGUUAAUGACUUGCUGUCCCAAAGUGCUUUUUAUUUCAUGGCCAAAUAUCAAUUCCGCAUUCCGCUGGAGCCGGAUAAGAGACCAGUCCAAGUCUCAGGAGACCGAGAAUGGACCGAAUGGGUUUUCCUCCUCAAGAGCAUGGCUUCGAAAAGACUCAUUCCGGCUCGGGUUCUCUAUAAUGGUCAAAUUAAGCAAUUUGUGACUAUUUUAGAGAACUCCCUGGAAAGGACCAAAACUGGAUUGGUUCCGUGA